AUCACAGUUAAAGAAGAUAAAGUGGACAUGAAUAACUCAACGCUGAACCACAAUAUAACUGAAUCAUCCAUAAACUCUAUAAUGGGUUUAAUGAGCAUUGUGCAUGUUUGUGUUAUAGGCAUCAAUUACCUUUUUGGUCUUCCUACACACACCUAUGUCAUAUGGCUUAUAGUCACAAGGUCAGAAAGUGAAAUUUCAUUGGAGUUUUUCAAUCUCAAUCUCUCUGUCUGUGAAAUUGGAAACUGUCUGAAUUGUUUCUUGGUCGCACUGUCAAUGUGGUUUUCAAGUCUCCAGAAACUGUCCUAUUUUUCCAGAGGUCUAUGUAUCACCGGCCGUCCUCUGUUUCAGUGUCUGAUCUGUGUCGAGCGUUACCUGGCUGUGGUUCAUCCUGUAACCUUUCUGAAGUUCAAACCUCUCAGAUAUAAAGUCAUCUGCUGCACGGCUGCCUGGAUCAUUUGUCUUGGAUCCUGUUUGUGUUGCUUGUUUAUUUUGAUAGUUUUUGCAUUUGAUAUGUUUGUAUUGUUCUACUCAGUGCAGUUCUUCCUCUUCCUCUUCAUUCAGUUGUUUUGUGGUUUGGCUGUUCUCAAAGCUCUGAAACAGUCAGGACCAGGAGAGAGAGGGAGAGAGAGAGAGGAGGAAAACCACAUGAAGAGAAGAGCGUUUCAUCUCAUUCUCAUAAUUACUGUCAGCACACUUAUUGCUUAUGUUCCAUCUUCUUUUAUGGGAUUGUUUAUUGUAAUGAUAAAACAGUAUACACAGGAACUGUAUUUAAUUGCGUUGGUUUGUUUUUUGUUGGCUGGUUUUGUUCAGCCUGUUCUUUAUUUGCACCGUGCUGGAAAGCUCUGCCGCUUUUCUUCAGCAUAAAAUCUGCAGUGGUUCUUGGUGUUAUUUCACUUUUUGGUUAGUUUCAUAACACUUCUAUGUUACUAUUUGUAGUUGCUCUAUUUUAGUUCAAAGUGAAUUGUUGCUGUCCUGUGUACAACAUUGUAUUGUUGCAGUAGUUGUUGUAAGGUAAUAUUUUUUUUUCUUUUUCCUUCACUGUGUUUUUUGUUUUGUGAACUAAAACCCACUUUGUCAUUUUUAAAAAUCUUCGACUGCUUGAUUUACAUUACAAAUUGUUUUUAUUGUAUCCAGUUUUGGUGAUAUUUAA
Messenger RNA from Misgurnus anguillicaudatus (oriental weatherfish), 1150 nucleotides. The record is from RefSeq and is a predicted model, not a curated record. Lineage: Eukaryota; Metazoa; Chordata; Actinopteri; Cypriniformes; Cobitidae.